Molecule: messenger RNA, 1890 nt
Organism: Sphenostylis stenocarpa
Lineage: Eukaryota; Viridiplantae; Streptophyta; Magnoliopsida; Fabales; Fabaceae
Source: the annotation of a GenBank genome assembly
AUGCAGCUUGGAGACACCACACCCAUGGAAACCUCUUCCGGUGAGGCUGUGGCGGCGCAUGACGGUGGCGAGGUGAUUAUGAUGGAUGCAGCUUCCGGUGAAGAGAAGGGAAAAGAGGGUGGUUUAGAAGAAGAAGGUGACAAGAUCAGCAACUCAUGCGGUGGAAACCGAUGGCCCCGCCAAGAAACUUUGGCUCUCUUGAAGAUAAGGUCGGAUAUGGAUGCUGUAUUUCGUGAUUCAAGUCUUAAGGGUCCACUUUGGGAAGAAGUUGCAAGGAAACUAGCAGAACUGGGUUACCACCGAAGCGCGAAGAAGUGCAAGGAGAAAUUCGAGAAUGUGUACAAGUACCAUAAAAGAACCAAAGAGAGUAGAAGUGGGAAACAGGAGGGCAAAAACUAUAAGUUUUUCGAUCAAUUACAAGCCCUUGAGAACCAAUUCACUGUUUCUUACCCGCCAAAACCACAACCCACUUUGACAACAACAAACACGGUUGCCUUGUUACCUCCCCCAACAAGACCUAGUGACACAACAACAAUCUCUUAUGACACCACCACUGUUCCCUCCACAAACCCUACAGCAAUAUCUCCCUCUCCACUGCCACCACCACCACCACCACCUACGAAUGCCACCACCACAGCCACCAUCAGUUCUCCAACAAUACUAACCAAUCCUAGAGAGCCUCCUCAACCGAACAACAAUAACCAUAACACCCCUUACUCUUUGCCCAACAUGAAUAACCUCUUCUCCAACACUUCAACCUCUUCAUCGACGGCCUCGGAUGAAGACUUGGAAGAGAAGUACCGAAAGAAGCGAAAGUGGAAGGACUACUUCAGGAGGCUCACAAGGCAAGUCCUGGCCAAGCAAGAGGAAAUGCAAAAGAGGUUCCUCGAAGCCAUAGACAAAAGAGAGAGAGAACACGUGGCACAACAAGAGGCUUGGAGGAUCCAAGAAAUGGCAAGGAUUAAUAGAGAACAUGAACUUCUUGUCCAAGAAAGAUCAACGGCAGCAGCGAAAAAUGCAGCAGUCAUUGCUUUUCUGCAACAGUUAUCUGGUCAGAACCAGAACCCCACAACACAAGCCGGUGCCAAUUUCCUUCAACAACCACAUUCACUACCACCUCCAACCCAAGUAUCGAAAGUACAACCACCGCAACAACAAUCUCCACAACCACAAACACCAUUUGUGAUGUCAAAUAAUAACAAUAUUGAAAUUCAGAAAAUGAAUAAUGGUCACAGUGCCGUUGCUGCUACUCCUACAACUGCUAUUUCCGUUGUUGCUACUACUCCUACUUCAUUGAGCUCCUUAUCUUCUUCUAGGUGGCCAAAAUCUGAAGUUCAUGCUUUGAUAAGGUUGAGGACGAGUCUUGAAACCCAGUACCAAGAAAAUGGACCAAAGGCUCCACUGUGGGAGGACAUAUCAGCAGGAAUGUUGAGGCUCGGAUACAACAGGAGUGCCAAGAGAUGCAAAGAGAAAUGGGAGAACAUCAACAAGUACUUCAAGAAAGUCAAGGAAAGCAACAAGCAUAGGCGCGAGGAUAGUAAGACAUGUCCCUAUUUUCAUGAACUCGAUGCGUUAUACAAAGAAAAGAGCAAAAAUCAGAACCCCUUUGGCGCAUCAUUCCUCAACAUGAAGCCACAUGAGAUGAUGGAGCCCUUGAUGGUGCAACCGGAGCAGCAGUGGAGACCUCCCUCCCAAUACGAACAAGGUGCAGUGAAGGAGAACAAUGAAAGUGAAUACGUGAGAAAAGAAAGAGAGGAGGAAGAGGAAGAAGAUGAUGAAGUAGAAGACGAUGGUAAUGAAGAGGGAGAUCUAGAGAGUGUGGAAGAUGAAGGAGGUAGCCGUUAUGAGAUUGCGACAAAUAAACUUUCAUCAGUGGACACAGUUGAAUGA